This is a messenger RNA of Vitis vinifera (wine grape), 1185 nucleotides long. Its product is annotated as HVA22-like protein e. NCBI's taxonomy places the organism in Eukaryota, Viridiplantae, Streptophyta, Magnoliopsida, Vitales, Vitaceae. The transcript is spliced from 4 exons. The record is from RefSeq and is a predicted model, not a curated record. Bases 223 to 705 code for a protein of 160 amino acids.
GCUCCGUAUCUGGACGGUGCUAAACCUAGUUCGACACGUCCAAGGCAGAAUCAGAUCCCGCAAGCUCCCCCAUCCUUCCUCGCCACCUGCCUUCCCAUGAUUUUCUAUAAAGACUAAAGACAACCCUUCGCCAUCAACCCUCUUUGUAAACAUCCCAAACCCUUCUUUUCUCAUUCACUCAUCUUCAAAAUUUUCUCUCUUCUUUUUUUUCUUUCUUGAAGAAUGGGCCGUCUCUGGACUUUGGCCACUCAUCUUCACUCACUAGCUGGGCCUGUGACAAUGUUGCUGUACCCCUUAUAUGCAUCAGUAAUGGCAAUAGAGAGCACAACAAAAGUGGAUGAUGAGCAGUGGCUGGCCUACUGGAUCUUAUACUCAUUUCUCACCCUCAUGGAGAUGCUUCUCCAACCCAUUUUAAAAUGGAUACCCAUAUGGUAUGAUGUGAAGCUGGUGUUUGUGGCAUGGCUGGUCCUCCCGCAGUUCAGAGGAGCAGCCUUCAUAUAUGAGAAGUUCGUGAGAGAGCAAAUCUGGAAACAUGGACGAGCAGGACGAGCAGAAAACAGGGCCUCCACCAGCCAUCAUCAUGGCAAGGGCGAUAGCAAGUCUGUGCAGUUCGUUGGUCUUAAGAAGGUCACUCUCUUUAUCUAUCUCAUCACACCUUUUGAGGAUUCACUUCCAUUCUUUUCCCUUUUUGUUCAAAAUAAAUAAAUAAAUAAGGAAGAAGUAGGUUAUUUAACUACCCGUUUUCGUAUGUCGAGAAACAGACAGAAUUUGAAUAUAAGAGACUACUUCAACUAAAUUAAGAUCUUAUCAAGUUGAAGAACCAAUUUUUUUUAAAAGUUAAGCUUUUUUUAUUUUAUUUUGAUUCAUGCAUAUCAUACUCUAAACUGGGGCAACAACUAUAUAUGAUUGAGAUUUGGGAUCAGUUUUAAUGGAGAUUAGGGAUUGUGUUGAUGUGCAGGGACCGCAUGAAGCUUAUUGAAAAGGCAAAAGACAAUUAUGGGUUUGCGUAGGUCUUGUCUCCCUCUCAUGUACAAAGACUUCAACUUUUCCAAAUUCCAAGCCCAGUGGAUGUGUGGUUGAAAUUUGAAUCACUUUGUAACUGUGGGUUUCUUCUUCUGGUUAGAAGCCCACCUAACCCUCUUAAUCAUAUAUUUCUAAAUCAAUUUCACUUUACUUUCAUGUGAA